Salvia miltiorrhiza (redroot sage) is the source of this 1980-nucleotide messenger RNA. RefSeq lists its product as uncharacterized. The transcript has 14 exons. The coding region runs from base 245 to 1630 and encodes 461 amino acids. The record is from RefSeq and is a predicted model, not a curated record. NCBI's taxonomy places the organism in Eukaryota, Viridiplantae, Streptophyta, Magnoliopsida, Lamiales, Lamiaceae.
AGCGACAUUUCCUCCGUAAUAAAAAUAAUAAAUGAAAAAGCAAAAGCGACAUUCGCCUGAAAAUCCAAAGACCUCCUCAGCAAUUUACGUUGUAGUCUGAAUAAUAGAUUUCCUUUUUCCCGUUCAAGUUUCAACUUUUUUUUUUUCAUGGAUAGAUUGUAUACAAACAUAGACUCAGUGUAAUUGUGUGUGUGUGUGCGCGCGUCAAUUAGUUUUUUGGUGCAUAGAAUUUUGGUUUGGGGAGAUGAUGAGCUGGAGGAGAGUUUUCAAGUCUUUUCAAGUGGUGGUGGCUCAUGGGUUGCUUUUCUCCUUCUCUCUUAUUCUCUCUCUCAAGCUCGAUCAUGCUGUCAACUACUCUUGGUGGUUGGUUUUUUCUCCUAUCUGGUUAUUUCAUGCAGUUGUGGCAAGAGGCAGAUUCUCCCUACCUGCCCCAUCUAUGCCUCACGGUCGCAAUUGGGCGCCUUUUCAUGCCAUUGUGGCGGCUCCUUUGCUUAUUGCUUUUGAACUUCUCCUCUGUGUACAUCUUCAGAAAAGAUAUGCUGUAAAUUUGAAGAUUGUGUUUCUGCCUCUGCUAGCUCUAGAAGCUGCAAUUUUGAUUGAUAACAUCAGGAUGUGUCGGGCCCUUAUGCCUGGAGACGACGAUAAUAUAAGUGAUGAGGCUAUUUGGGAGACGCUCCCACACUUUUGGGUUUCCAUCUCAAUGGUCUUCUUCAUUGCCGCGACAACAUUUACGCUUCUGAAACUAUGCGGUGAUGUAGCUGCUCUUGGGUGGUGGGAUCUGUUCAUAAAUUACGGUGUUGCAGAGUGCUUCGCAUUUCUUAUUUGCACGAAGUGGUAUAAUCCUGCAAUUCAUAGACGUUCUCAUCUUACAGCAGCAGCAUCAUCUUCGUCAAAUAUUAGAUCUUUUACCUGGAGUAACGGUGUCUUGGUACCCCCUGAUGAAGACAAUCAAGAAAACAGGAUGUGCAGUUUUCAAGACAUUGGAGGGCAUAUCAUGAAAAUUCCCUUGAUUGGUUUUCAAGUCAUACUCUUCAUGUACUUGGAGGGAACUCCUCCUGGUGUUAGAAAUAUCCCAAUUCUGCUAUUGUUUUCUCCUCUACUUUUGCUACAAGGAGCCGGAUUUUUGUUCGCCAUAUAUAGAUUUGUUGAGAAAAUCUCCCUCUUACUCAAUGAUGAAGCUGAAACGGGAAGCAGCUUUAGAUUACCUGCUACUGCUUAUGACUAUAUGGGGUUUCUGCGUCGUGGAUCAAGGUUACUGGGAUGGUGGUCAAUUGAUGAAGGAAGCCGUGAAGAGCAAGCUCGGUUAUAUUGUUCAUGGGAUUCAGGGUACAAUACAUUCUCACCUGAUACUGUCAAGAAAAUGCCGAAGUCUGAGCUCGCUAAGGAGAUAUGGAGGCUUCAAUCAGCACUCGUUUCACAAACAGAAAUCACAAAUAUCAGCCAGGAGGAGUUUGAAAGACUUUUAAACGAAAAAAUCCUGUGUCGAGUUUGCUUUGAUGAUCAGAUAAACGUCGUCCUGCUCCCUUGCAGGCAUUAUGUUCUUUGCAGCACCUGCUGCGAGAAGUGCAAGAGAUGCCCUAUUUGCCGCGUAUACAUUGAGGAGCGGCUACAUGUGUAUGACGAUGUAUAGCUACUUAACCACAGGCCUAGCCAGGUAAAGUCUCAAGUCCUGUGAAAUCACAUUGGUUUGAAGGUGACUGCAAUUUUAUCAAGUCAUUUCACCAUCACAACCAAAAGAGAAAAAAAAAACCUGUUCAAUUUGUUGAUUCUGUUAAUAGUUUGACAUAACUUUGAAUGAUUUGUUUGUGUUCAAAUUGAUGAUUUCUUUUUCUUCUUCUUCUUCUGUAUAUGUUCGUGUUCGAGUUAUGAGAAUGACAUGUAUUGAUGAAAUGAACAUGAUAUGAAGCAAGGCUUGUGGGUUUUUGAAGAGUGUAAGAAGUUAAGCUCAGAAGCUUCUUGAAUGAAAUGGAUCUUUUUGAA